GGCUAAAAUGCCUCAGUCUCCAUGUCAUCCACUGAUUGCCAGUUGACAGUCCAAGGGCAAAUCAACCGAUUAUCUUAUCAUUAACCUUCCGUCCAUCGUCUCGCUCCCCUCUAUCUUUCUCAAACUUAUCACCAAUCUAUCCAUCCAACACCACCACCACUACCACCUCAAGAAAUACACUCUCGCCACAUUAACCCGGCGAUACUCAAUUUGCCUAAAUGUCUCCCCUGGCCUCGCUUCCUCCCUCUCCUCCAUCUCGUUGCUCAUCCCAUCGCAAUCCCGUUUACCGCUUCGUUCCCCCGGACCACAACCAUUCACCCAGACCGAUAUACCAAUCUUCAGGAUCACUUGGUUUCAGUCAACAUGCCUGCCUACUAUCAACGCCUUCUCCUAGCCAUCAGCCGUCCUCUUAAGCUUGAGAAUGCGACGCCAUCCAUCCAAAGCCUCGCCACGCAGCCUCUCAUAUCAACCCCGGUGACCCCGUUUCCUGCUACCCCCCGGCCCCCGCCGCACCGAACGGAAUUCCACGUCAUCAAUCCACGAACUGGUCUCCUCUCGAAUCCUCAAGAUAUGCACAGUAGUGUCUAGGCCUUGUGUCGACCAAAGCUCAUUUCAAGCUCACAACUCGACUGAACUGAGCUUCAAAAGCCCCCUCGCCCGUUACAACACCGCUACAGCAACCUUCA
This is a messenger RNA of Puccinia graminis f. sp. tritici CRL 75-36-700-3, 686 nucleotides long. RefSeq lists its product as uncharacterized. NCBI's taxonomy places the organism in Eukaryota, Fungi, Basidiomycota, Pucciniomycetes, Pucciniales, Pucciniaceae. The record is from RefSeq and is a predicted model, not a curated record. Bases 364 to 588 code for a protein of 74 amino acids. The transcript is spliced from 2 exons.